This is a messenger RNA of Populus nigra (black poplar), 1594 nucleotides long. Its product is annotated as alcohol acyltransferase 9-like. The transcript has 2 exons. The record is from RefSeq and is a predicted model, not a curated record. The coding region runs from base 130 to 1491 and encodes 453 amino acids. Gene Ontology annotation, molecular function: acyltransferase activity, transferring groups other than amino-acyl groups. NCBI's taxonomy places the organism in Eukaryota, Viridiplantae, Streptophyta, Magnoliopsida, Malpighiales, Salicaceae.
CUCGCACAAAAGCUCUACCUCUCUCUCUCUCUCUCUCUCUCUCUCUAACUUAUCUAUCAUCAUCAUCAUCAUUAUCAUCGUCAACAAGCACCUGAAGAGUACGAAAAGAACAAUAGCUAGCUAGAAAACAUGUUAAAAUUACCGGAACUUCCAGACUGUUUCUAUCAGAACCAACCAACCUUAAUCUUUCCAAGCAGCCCAACACCAAAGCAUUCUCUGUACCUUUCCAAUCUUGAUGAUCAAAAGUUUUUAAGGUUCUCCAUUAAAUAUCUCUACCUUUUCAAAAAAUCUAUAAGCCUUGAUAUCUUGAAAUAUUCACUCUCCAAAGUUCUUGUGCAUUACUACCCUCUAGCUGGGAGGUUGAGAGCCAGCACAGAAGUUGAUCAAAAGCUUGAGGUUGAUUGCAAUGGAGAAGGUGCUGUCUUUGCUGAAGCUUUCAUGGAUAUAACUGCUGAAGAGUUUCUUGAUCUUUCCAUGAAACCAAACAAGUCCUGGAGGAAACUUCUAUACAGAGUGGAAGCUCAGAGUUUCUUGGAUAUUCCUCCUCUUGUAGUUCAGGUGACGACUCUCAGGUGUGGAGGGAUGAUCGUGUGCACGUCGAUCAAUCACUGUGUAUGUGAUGGCAUAGGCACAUCACAGUUUUUACAUGCAUGGGCCCAGAUCACCACAAAACGGAAUCUUGAUCUGCCAAUCUUACCGUUGCACAGCCGCCACUUGUUAAAACCCCGAAACCCCCCAGAAAUAACCUUCACUCACCCAGAAUAUGUCCGAAUUGCCCCUGGAGAAAAUGGCCACUUGGACAUGGAUAUUAACCAUUUUCUACGAUCUCAGCCACUAGUGCCAUCAUCCUUAACCUUCACUGCCUCCCAUAUCCUCCACCUCAAGAAGCAGUGCGUGCCAUCGCUGAAGUGUACCACCUUUGAAAUAUUGGCAUCUCACACAUGGCGUUCUUGGGUUAGGGCACUGGACUUGUCACCUUCACUCAACGUCAAGCUUCUCUUCUCCGUAAAUGUCAGGAAAAAGUUAAUCCCAGAAAUACCACAAGGGUAUUAUGGGAACGGAUUCGUGUUAGGAUGUGCACAGUCUUGUGCCCAGGAUUUGGUCACUAGCAACAUGUACCACGGCGUCAAAUUGGUUCAACAAGCUAAGUCAAGUUUAACUGAUGAUUAUGUGAGGUCGAUGAUUGAUUUGUUGGAGGACAAAUCAGUAAAAACGGACCUUUCGAUGAGUUUGGUUAUAUCACAAUGGUCUAAGUUAGGGUUAGAGGAUUUGGAUUUUGGAGAAGGCAAACCAUUACAUAUGGGUCCCCUGACAAGUGAUAUUUACUGCUUGUUUUUACCAGUUGCUGGUGAUUUUGAUGCUGUGAGGGUGCUACUAUCGGUGCCAGAGAGUGUGCACGAGAAAUUUGAGUAUUACAUGAAGGAAUGUUUGGGCAAUGCAGCAAACGGGGAUGCGAAAGGGUCUCAUGUGGAAGAAAAUGGAUUCUGUUGAAGAAUCUUGUGCUAUUUUUAUUUAUUUUUCUCUCCUUUUUCUCUUGUUUUCGACUCUUUAAUUAAUAAAAACCAUGUGUGAUGGGAUGAACUAAUUAAUAUAA